AUGUGGAUACAGCUGUACCGCUUGAACAAGUGCAAAGACGCUCUUGAGGAUAUCGUUCCGAUCUGUCGCCGUCGCGGUGGCAAUUGGCACAUCCAGGGGGUGCAAGCAUUAGCGUUCACAGUUUGGAAGCAGAGCAAAUUCGAACAAGCCAUCGAGCUGUUUCACGAGAUCGAGGAACUGGUGGGCUCAAGCGCCGCGCUCUGCGAGAACAUCGGCCACUCGUACAGCUCGAUCGGGAACUACGACGAGGCGUCCAGGUAUUUUAGGAAGGCCCUCGUUUGCAACGACGAGGAGGAAAAGCGGGGCAAGAAGACCGGAGAUCGCGCAGGCGUCUUGCUCGGCCUGGGUCUCAUCGAGGAGCGCCUUGGCCACUUGGAAAAGGCUCUGAUCGCCACCAGGGAGGCCCAGCAGCUGUUCCGCCAGCGUGCCGACGGGAAGCCGUCCUCCCUGGUCGCGAAAGCCGGCAUGUCCAUCGCGAAGAUUCUCAUGAAGCUGUCUAAGCUCGAGGGCAGCGAGGCCAAGCGCAAGGAGAUGGACGAGGAGGCCGUGGAGAUCGAGCGUGAGAACGUGGUCCUGUUCGAGGUCACCUGCGGCGUCGAGAGCCCCCUCACGGCCUCGGCGCUUCGGGGCCUGGGGGAGGCGCUGCUGCGCACAGGGGGGCUCAAGGAGGCGCAGGAGACGAUUGCGCGAUCCUACCUGCUCGAGGCGCAGAAGGACGCGUUCGACCUCCUGGCGGUCAUGGAGGUGCACAACUUGCUCUUCAGUGCUCACAUGGCGGCCAUGCAGGCCACCGGCGAGAUCGACCGCCCAGCCUUCCGCGGCUACGCGAAUUUGAUAGACACUGCUGAGCGCAGGGUGCGCGCCAUGCAGCAGGACUCCAACGCGGGCGCGUACUACAAGGUGGCGGGCGAGAUGAAGGCAUUCGCGGAGGACUACGAGGGUGCCGCGAGGCUUCUGAGUGACGCCGUGGCGCUUUUCGAGACCGAGGAGCCGGACAAGGUGGCGGGCCUGAUCCAGAGCUCGCUGGACCUGAAGGAGUUCUGCCUCAAGCAGGCGGCGGUCGGGAGCGCGACCGCGGCCUCGGGGAGCGCGGCCGCGGGGGCGGGCGCGCGGACGAGCCACGGGAGGGCGAGCGCGAGCGAGUGA
Molecule: messenger RNA, 1146 nt
Organism: Prorocentrum cordatum
Lineage: Eukaryota; Dinophyceae; Prorocentrales; Prorocentraceae
Source: the annotation of a GenBank genome assembly